This is a messenger RNA of Pyricularia pennisetigena, 399 nucleotides long. RefSeq lists its product as uncharacterized. Lineage: Eukaryota; Fungi; Ascomycota; Sordariomycetes; Magnaporthales; Pyriculariaceae. The transcript has 2 exons. The record is from RefSeq and is a predicted model, not a curated record. The coding region runs from base 1 to 399 and encodes 132 amino acids.
AUGACCAACAAUCUAGAACGAAAUGCUCUCGCUUUCCUGCUCAGUGUGGCAAAGACUGAGAUCACCACGAAAGCCACUUUCCCAGCCAGCAAGGAGCUAACCACCUCCUUCUCCCACUUCUUGGGCAGGUUCUUCACCAGCGAGGCCGAAUACCCUCAAACACGCCAGCAGCACCCGCGAAAUAGUCCCCAUGGUCCGCCGCAGCAUCCCCAACAGCUGGAACAUCCACCCGGAGCACGCCGCCCUGACAAAGCACACUCAGAACCUCAGGUCGACAAGAAGGCGGGUGCGCCGUUGGUGCGGACGGCGUCGCUGGCCGAGAUGGGACCCGGCCAAGACCGCGUCUUUCCCUCUCCUCACGUCCGCGAAGCUGGUGCAGAUGCGCAAGUUGUUGUAUGA